AAUGACAUUUCCUAAAACGUCACAACUUACAAAUGUCAUAUUAAUCAAUAAAUUUUAAAAUAUAUUUUGAGUAGUAUAUACACACUUUUUAUCUAAAUAAAAUGUCGGAUUUCUUUGUCAAAGAUGUAACCCUCCAAGAAAAUAUUCCAACUACAAUACUUUUUGAUAAACAUAUAGAUUUUAUUAAAGAAUAUGGUCAAAAAGAAAGUAGCUAUGACUAUGGUAUGACCGAUUAUUUAAGAGUUUCGGGUAUGUAUUGGGGUCUAACAGCUUUGGAAUUUAUGCAUGCUCGACCCCCUAAUAAAAAAGAGAUUUCGGAAUAUAUAAAAAAAUGUCAAGACCCAGAAAGUGGUGGAAUAAGCGCUUGUAUUAAUCAUGAUCCCCACAUACUACACACUCUUAGUGCAGUGCAGAUACUUUGCAUUUAUAAUAAUCUUAAAGCUAUUGAUGUAGAUGGUGUAGUAAAAUAUAUAGCAAGUCUCCAAUUACGGGAUGGUAGUUUUUCAGGAGACAAGUGGGGGGAAGUAGAUACUCGGUUCUCAUUUUGUGCAGUUGCUACUUUAUCACUACUAAAUAGAAUGGAUGCAAUUGAUAUUGACAAAGCAGUUGAGUUUGUGUUAUCUUGUAAAAAUUUUGAUGGUGGUUUUGGAUCUAGACCACUCUCAGAAAGUCAUGCAGGUCUUAUUUACUGUUGUAUUGGAUUUUUAUCAAUAACUAACAGGUUGGAUGCUGUAGAUAGAGAUACCCUGGCAUGGUGGUUGUGUGAAAGGCAAUUACCAUCUGGUGGUUUGAAUGGAAGACCUGAGAAAUUACCAGAUGUUUGUUAUUCAUGGUGGGUAUUAUCAUCACUAACUAUUCUAGGAAGGCUUUGUUGGAUAAAUGCAUCUUCAUUGAAAAAUUUUAUUCUGGCUUGUCAAGAUACUGAAACUGGAGGAUUUGCAGAUAGACCUGGGGAUGUUCCAGAUCCUUUCCAUACAAUAUUUGGAUUAGCUGCAUUAUCACUUUUAGGACAUGAUUCUGUGAAACAAGUUAAUCCUACUUAUUGUAUGCCACAAGAAGUUAUUGAUAGAUUACAGUUGAAACCUCAAAAAUUAUGAGUUUCACAGCACACAGUAUUGUUUAAAAGUAAAUUUCAAGCAUUGCUUAUGUUAUGAUAAGAUCAAAAUCGUAUUUUUAUUAAUUUUUAAAGGACAUACCAAAAAUAAGUUUAAUACUACAAAAUUACAUGGAACUGAAUGUUUUCUGACAUUUUAACUACUAAACCAUAUAUGUAUAUAUUUUUGAAAAUGCCUAUUAUAGAUUUCAAUUACAAUAAUAAAGUUAAAAAAAAAAUAGAAGAAAAAAUAUUUUGAAUAAAUUCUGUAUAAAAUAUCUAAACAUUAGAAAAUUGUUGGAUGAAACCUUCCCAGAUUGCUCGUGUUGAAGAAGUGAGGAUAGAGGAAAGUGAAUUGCUUCAUGUUCAGAAAGAUAAUCAAGAAUGAUUGAUGCCUCGAUAUAUUAUGUGUGUUGAAAAUUGAUAGUGAAUAGCUUGUAGAGAUUCUGUGAUUUUGGUUGCAAAAUCAACGUUUAAUUCAAUUCCGAUAACGUUAAUAAAAAUACAAUGUGAUUUUGGUUAACUACAAAAAUAGCUCAGUCAUAGAUUAGAGACCUCCUAGAUACACAACUUCAAUGAGUAUUUGAUUAACACUAUAUGAUGAAAAAAGAAAUUGAUUUAUGAUAAUAGAGUAAUUUCCACCACGAGUACAACGUGAUGAGAACAUUAAAAUUUCAAACCAGUUUAUUAAUUGGAUAACUAUAGUCUGUGUUCAGUUUCGCCUUACAGUGUUGCCUAUAAAGGUCACCUAUAUCUGUGUUGUUUCAAAACCAAUACAAUAUUUUUUUUAAUAUAAUUUUCUUAAUCUAUUGAUCGUCGUCUUAUUCAAAUUGAAUUGGCAAUUGUGAGACCAAUCAUCACAUAUGAGACGGAAUCAUUAAAGAAAACCCCCUCCUUAAUAAUGACCAACAUUGAGACAUACCUCAGGACGAUGCAUCGAAAAAGUUAAACUUUUACAAAAACUUCAUCUCAAUAAUAAGUGGGAUCAAAACAUCAUAUAAGAAAUGCAAUUAAAUGGUAUAUGGAUGGAUCAAAAACAGCAGACGGACCUUGAAUAGGAGAACCAAGCACUUUGAAAGCCUGGGCAGCACACCAAGCAUUUUUCAAGCAAAAAUUUAUGCAAUCGAAGAAUGUGUUCAGUUCAAUUUAGAGACGCAAAUAGGAGAUCAUCAUCCUUUCCGAUAGUCAAGCAGCCAUUAGAGCUUUAAGCUCAUAAAAUCCAAACUCGUUUGGGAUUGCCUAGCAAUACUGAACAAGCUAGGCAUGAAAAUUAAAAUUACUCUACAAUGGACUCUGGAACACACUGAUGUGAAGGGAAUUGAAUUAGCUGAGAAUCUCGCUAAAGCAGGGGCUAAUAAGUCCUUCUUGGGACCCGAACCCUUCUGUGGUAUCAGCUACAGAACAAUGGAAAAAGCACUCGAAAAGAAAGUAGGAGGAUAGGAGCAAAACCAAUGACACUAACCAACCCCAGAGCACUACACCUAGAUGCGUAUGAAAUAGGAGACGAAGAUCUCUGACAACUAAAGCCAUCCCACAUUCUAGACGUUUUAAAAGGAGUGGGAUUGAUGGAUAAGUUGUAAACACUGGGUUCUCCAGUAUCGCAGCAUGAAAGGGGAACACAAUAGAUCCUUUGAGUCGCAGUGUAUACGAAUUCCAAAUCCAUACAUACAAGCUCUAUUGAAAUUCAUAUUGGUCUAACCAUUUCAACUCUCUAGAGUAGCACAGCUUAUUUUUGGGUACUGGCUAUUUAGGUACCUUUUUUCCUAGAGGUAAAAGCAACCUUUUCCAGGGGUUCAAAAAUUUUAUGACCAAUGUUACCUCAGAAAUCGAUGUAUUGACUAAGCAGCUUGUUUUAAAGAUUUGUUAUAAUUGAUAUUUUCUAAGUAAUUAAACGAUUGAAACUUUGCAUUGUUCAGUUAAAAAAUGCAUUUUAAUCUUUUUUCAAGAAUAACUAUAAUAUUUCAACUAUCGAAUAAAAACAUAUAGAACACAAAUAUAGCUAUUAAAAAACGAAGAGAUUUAUUGUUCAAUGACAUCAAUAGCACUGUUUCAUUGGCCGAUGAAUGAUUGUUAUUUUUUACGAUCACCGAAAAUGAAAACCUUCAAGGUUAAUAACUCCAAAAAGAAUGAAAUUUUUGGAAAAAAUUUGAGAUACUGAAAAUGGAAAGCUCUUAAAUAUGAGCACUGGUAUGAUAUCUCUAUAAAAAUUUUGAUUGACAUACAAAAAAAUUGAAAUUAAUCAUAUCAAAUGUGCAUUUAACUUGAACAGUUCUAAUUCAACUGUUUGGAAUGCUUAUUUUAUAAAAAAUUAUUAAUUAAAUUAAAAAUUUCAUUUUCGUAAUUCUGAAGGAAAUGCAUUUUUCUUAUAUAAACAAAAAAAUAAAUUUCUUAUUUCUUAGACCUUUUUAUAUGUUUAUGUUUCUAAAUGUUUUCGAUUUUAGGUCUCUUCUGUUUCAAAAUUAGUUUUUUCAAUAAUUUUUGGAGUCUUUAUCAAAAUAUUAUAUUGACACUGACAACUUGCUUAUUUAUAUUCUUCAUCAUGAAUAUCAAAAAAAGAAUAAAAUCAAACUAGACCUUUUGUUCUAAUAAGAAAAAUCCUUGGUCCUUACAUCUUAAAUAUAUAGCAGUAAUCAAUUAAAUUACUUGUAGUUUUAUUGGAAUUUACAAAAUAGAACUAUAAAUAUAAAUUGAUAGUUAUAUAUAUAUAUAUAUGUAUAUAUGUAAUUUGAUCCAACUUUAUUAUUCAAAUAAUUAAUGGUCUCAAUAAACUGAUCAUCAACGUU
Messenger RNA from Diorhabda carinulata, 3876 nucleotides. RefSeq names its product geranylgeranyl transferase type-2 subunit beta (gene betaggt-II). Gene Ontology annotation, cellular component: Rab-protein geranylgeranyltransferase complex. Gene Ontology annotation, biological process: protein geranylgeranylation. Gene Ontology annotation, molecular function: Rab geranylgeranyltransferase activity. The transcript is spliced from 3 exons. The coding region runs from base 102 to 1097 and encodes 331 amino acids. The record is from RefSeq and is a predicted model, not a curated record. NCBI's taxonomy places the organism in Eukaryota, Metazoa, Arthropoda, Insecta, Coleoptera, Chrysomelidae.